CUUGUGCUGUGUGUGUGAGUGAGUGUGUGCAGAGGGGGAGAGAGACAGAAAGAAAGAGGGACACCACUGGAAAAGGCAGAAACCCAAGGCCCAAGUGAAUUAAGAGGCAAGAUUGUCUUUCUUAAUUUCUUGGAGACUGAAUUGCAGCUUUUAGGAUUGCAGUGCAACUAGCUGUGGACAUGGCUGGUUGUCUGCAAAGGACAAGACUGAGCGCACCACAGAGACUUCUGAAAUGUGUCCUUGUAUUGUGUUCAUUAGGCUUUUGCUUCUCUACAGCACAAGCAGAUUCUUUCGAACCAGCUUUCUUCUUCAGGCGCCAAUAUGGACCUAAUGCUGAAACAAUCUUGGUGGCCAACAAUGGGAUUAGAGUUCCCUUUGGGCGUGCUGUCUAUCUGGACCCUAUCAAUGACCUUGUCACUGAAGUUCAGCCAGGAGAUCGUUGCCAUGUCACAGUGCUAGACAAUGAUCCACUGGCCCAGAGACCUGGGAUGUUGACACCAAAAAAAUUCCCCUGUGCAUUUGGAGCAGAAGAAGUUAAAUAUACACACUUUGGCUCGCGCAGUCCCAGCAAAGACCAUGUGAAGCUGCAGCUAAGGUAUGACUCCCAUACAGACACUGUGAUCAUCCCCUUUAUGCUAGAAGUGGAGGUGGUCUUCCAGCAGCUAGAGAUCCUUACCCGUAACAUGCCUCUCAUUGUGGAAAAACUAAAUAGCCAAAGCAACCCUAUUGACAAAAAAGGCCUGGAGUUUGCUUUUGAAGAUGGUGUGACCACAUGCAAAGUGACCACGCUGGUCGGUGCAGGUGGGCUUCCCAGGUAUGGUACUCUUUCAGAUAACUCUGUGAAUGCCCAGAUGAUCGACUGUGAUGAGUUUCUCAAAAAAGGCAUUAGAUAUCAGCACACAGCCACUACUAAAUCGCCUAGCCGAGAUUACAUACCAAUGUUAGUGGAAGUCCAGGACAAAGAGGGUAAUACUAUUCAACAGGAGCACUUCCAGAUCAUGGUCAGAAUUAAAGAAGGUGCCGAAAACACACCUCCGAAGGCUAGCUUUAUAUCCAUGAUGAUGAUGGAAGUUGAUCAGUUUGUGAUGACAGCCAUCACUUCUGAUAUGUUGGCAGCUGAGGAUGUGGAAUCAGAUUUUGAUGACCUAAUCUUUAACAUAACAUCUCCGCUGGGCCAGCAACAGGGAUUCAUAAUCAGCACGGAUGAUCAGAAUUUACCAAUCAACUCCUUUUAUCAGAGAGAUAUCAAAGAUCUGAAAAUUGCUUAUAAGCCACCCUCUGAAGAUUCUGAUGUAGAGAGGAUUUUUCAAAUAGAAUUUAAGAUAGUUGAUACUGAUGGGGCUGAAUCAGAUACAUUUGCAUUUAUGAUUGUUGUAAAGCCAAUGAACACUUUAGCCCCUGUGGUAACCAAGAACACAGGCCAGCUGCUGUUUGAGGGUCAGUCCAGGCCACUGUCUAGUGUUCAGAAUUUGGAACUCAGUGAUGAAGAUAACCUUGAUGAUGUGAAGAUCUCUGUAAUUGAUGGCUUGAAACAUGGUGAGCUGACAGUUUUAGGAUCUCACAGAAAAUUUUUUACACCAGCUGAUCUAGAUGCUGGCGUUGUGGUAUACCAGCAUGAUGGAAGUGAUACCUAUAGUGACAACAUCAUAUUUAGAAUGACAGAUGGUACUAAUGAAGUGGAAUUUCUGUUCCCCAUUACAAUUGCCCCCAUGGAUGAUGAGCCACCUAUUGUAAAUGCUAACACAGGUAUUGUCUUGUUCAAAAAUGAAAUAAUGCAGAUCUCACCAUUUAUCUUGAGUGCAACCGAUAUUGACUCAGAGGACUCAACCAUUAAGUUUAUUUUAGAGGAACCCUACUCAGCCAUUGGUGAGUUGCUGCUAAGACAGGUGGAGCCCCCUGCAGAUGCCUCUUUUUGGAAGUUCAGUGAGACAGAUGAAAUGUUUGAACAGGUGGUGACAGAAUGGUUUCAGCAGGAUAUUCUGGAUGGAAAAUUGUUUUACUGCCACAAAGGAACCCAUAGCACUACCACUGUCUUUGAUCAAUUUGUGUUCAGAGUCCAGGAUGACAAUGACCCCCCAAACCAGUCAGGAGAAUACACAUUCACCAUUAAAAUUCAUCCAGUUGAUGACUUACCUCCAACAUUGUUCCCAGGUACCUCUCUGCACAUGACAGUUAAAGAAUAUGAACUGACGUCCUUUAAGAAGAAGUUCUUACAUUACACAGACCUGGACUGUGAUGACAGAGAUCUCAAAUAUAUCAUCAUCAAGCCCCCCACUGACACAGAUGAAAACAACCCAGUUCCUCUUGGAGCCAUUGUACUUACUGAAAGCCCUGAUAUUGUCAUUACGGAAUUCACUCAAGCUCAGGUAAAUCACCAUAAAGUAGCAUACAAGCCCCCUGACCAGGAACUGGGCAUAACUCCCAAAGUUGUCCAAUUCACCUUUAUUGUAGAGGACACUGCUGGCAACUCAGCAGAUGGCUUGUUUACUAUAUUUUUACAACCUGUUGACAAUAGGCCUCCUGUAAUCACAAACACUGGUUUUACUGUUCUGGAGAGAAAUUCCUAUGUAAUAACCAAGAAUGAACUGAAUGCCUCUGAUCAGGACACGGAGGAUGAGAAUAUAUUUUUUAAGGUCACCCAAAUUCCCAGACAUGGGCAGUUACAGUAUUUAGGAAUUGACAUGUCAAAUGGGAAGACCUUUAUUUUGGAAGAUAUUGAGAGUGGCAGACUGGCCUACAUCCAUGGUGGUGAAGAAUCUCUAAGUGAUGCAAUAAAAAUUGAUGUUAGUGAUGGCUUCCAUGAAGUGCCUAUAAUAAUUAAGAUUAGCAUUAAGCCGGUUGAUGAUGAGACCCCAACCAUCAUGCUACCAGCAGGUCUGUUGGGUGCUACUAUCGAUGUUCUUGAGAAUGGAGCCACAGAAAUCACCAGCAACAUAAUUCAGGGUCAUGAUGAGGAUACAGAUGACCUCCUGCUGACUUUUAUAGUUGUGGAGCCUCCAAGAUUAGGAGCAAUCUUGGUGAAUGGCGCUCCUACUGAACAUUUUACUCAACAAGACAUUAUCAAUGGUGUAGUUGUCUAUGCACACACAAGUGGUGAAAUUGGCCCUAUAAAGGAAUAUGACUCCUUCAACCUUACCAUCUCUGACCUGUCAGAUGAAUGGGUUGUCGGGGGCAACAAAGUCCAAGGCGUUCGUGUUCAUGUCACCAUCCUUCCUGUAGACAGUAUUGCUCCUGUUGUUACUAUUGGGGAGCAGUUUGUGGUAGUGGAGGGGGAAAAGAAUGUCAUCACACUAGAGCACCUCCAAACUGAAGAUGCUGACACGGAUAAUGAUGAUAUCCUCUGCACAAUAAUAGUCCAGUCAACAUCUGGCUAUGUGGAGAAUAUUUCUCCUGCUCCUGGGUCAGAGAAGUCAAGAGCAGGCACUGCCAUUACAGCUUUUAACAUUAAAGAUGUUAUUCAUGGGCACAUCUAUUAUGUCCAGAGCAUACAUAAAGGCAUAGAGCCAGUUGAAGACAGGUUCACGUUCCGCUGUUCUGAUGGUAUCAAUUUCUCAGCGAAGCACUUUUUCCCCAUUGUCAUCAUCCCAGCCAAUGACGAGAAGCCAGAUAUUUUCAUCCGUGAGUUUGUUGUUAUGGAGGGCAUGAGCUUAGUUAUAGACACUCCCAUCUUGAAUGCUGGAGAUGCAGAUAUUCCAGGGGACAAACUAGAGUUUGAGAUAAUUAAGAACCCCAAACAUGGCAACAUUGUCCGGCAGUUGAGCAGUGGGACUGUCCCUGUGGUGAAGUUUUCUCUGGAACAGAUCAAAGAGGCAUCUAAUAUUGUUUAUGAGCAUGAUGAUUCUGAAACCAAGGAAGAUAGUUUUGAAAUUAGACUCACUGAUGGAAAACACAGUGUUGAAGAGAAAGUUCUGAUAAUGGUUAUUCCUGUUGAUGAUGAGACUCCAAGAAUGGCCAUAAAUGAUGGACUUGAGGUAGAAAUUGGAGAAACCAAAGUUAUAAGCAACAAAGUCCUCAAAGCCACUGAUCUAGAUUCUGAAGAUAAAGAGCUCACUUACAUUGUCCGCUUUGGCCCUGGACAAGGCUACAUCCAGCGAAUUAUCAAAAGUAGUGAUGUUUUUAGCAACAUCAGCAUUGGCAUGAAUUUCACACAAGAUGAAAUUGACAAACAGCUGAUUCAGUAUGUUCACACAGGCCAAGAGGGCAUUCGGGAUCUUCUAAAGUUUGAUGUCACAGAUGGUAUCAAUCCUCUUAUUGAUCGCUACUUCUAUAUUACCAUUGGCAGCAUUGAUAUUGUUUUUCCUGAUGUCAUAAACAAAGGUGUGACCCUCAAAGAGGGGGGCAAAGUUACUUUGACCACAGACCUCCUCAGCACAACUGACAUCAACAGCCCUGAUGAAUACCUCACAUUUAGCAUCACGCGUGCUCCUAGCAGGGGUCAUCUAGAGAGCACUGACCUACCUGGUGUGCCAAUCUCCACCUUUACCCAACUACAACUGGCUGGCAACAAAAUCUACUACAUCCACACCUCUGAUGAUGAAGUGAAGAUGGACAGCUUUGAGUUUGAGGUGACUGAUGGCUACAAUCCAGUAUUCCGCACUUUCCGCGUAUCCAUCACUGAUGUGGACAACAAGAAGCCGGUCCUGACUAUCAACAAACUGUUAGUGGGAGAGGGUGAAACCAAACUGAUUACACCUUUUGAGUUGACUGUGGAGGAUCGUGACACUCCAGACAGUCUGCUGAGAUUUGUGAUCACUCAGGUACCAGUUCAUGGUCAGCUACUCUUCAACAGCACUCAGGCCAUUACAACAUUCACCAAGCAAGACCUGAAUGAAAAUCUCAUUAGUUACAAACAUGAUGCCACAGAGACAAGUGAAGACAGCUUUUCCUUCACAGUUACCGAUGGAACUCACACCGACUUUUAUGUGUUUCCUGAUACGGUCUAUGAGACACGUAAGCCCCAGAUGAUGACCAUCCAGAUCAACACAGUGGACAAUGGUGUACCUCAAAUUGUUGUCAACAAAGCUGUGACCACCCUCAGGGUUCUUCAUACUGGGCAUCUUGGACUUUUAAUUACCAGCAAAGUUCUAAAGGCUGAGGACAGAGACAGUCCAAAUAAAGUUUUGAAGUACUCUGUGACUGAGGUCCCACUGCAUGGCUUUAUUAUGAACACUGCCCUUGGAAAUGACAGUAUUAAGACCUUUUCACAAGCUGAUAUUGAUGACAUGAAGAUCUGUUAUGUUUUGCUCAAUGGGUCCAAUGCCACAAGUGAUAUCUUCUAUUUUACAGUAGAAGACAAUGGAGCCAACAAGCUGAAGGCACAGCCAUUCCGCCUGAACUGGGCCUGGAUCUCUCUGGAAAAGGAGUUCUACUUAGUGGACGAAGAUGCAAAAUUUCUGGAGGUGACACUCAAACGCAGGGGCUUUCUGGGAGAGACUUCAUUUGUCAGCAUUGCCACUAAGGAUGGCAGUGCUCAAAAGGACAAAGACUUUCGUGGAAAAGCCCAGAAACAGGUGCAGUUUAACCCUGGCCAGACAAAAGCCAGUUGGAGGGUCAAAAUCUUCACUGACCAGGAGUUUGAAGCAUCAGAAACCUUUGCAAUUCAGCUUUCUGAACCAGUGAUGGCAGUUCUUGAGUAUCCAGAUAAAGCCACUGUAGAGAUUGUGGACCCUGGUGAUGAGUCCACUGUGUUCUUCCCUCAGGAUGAGUAUGUAAUAGAGGAGGACAUUGGAGAGCUGCUAAUCCCUGUGCGCAGAUCUGGAGACAUUAGCCAAGAGCUCAUGGUCAUCUGUUACACACAGCAAGGCACCGCCACAGGCACCAUGCCUAGCACAGUGCUCUCCUACUCUGACUACAUCACUCGGCCAGAGGACCACACCAGUGUGCUGCGCUUUGACAAGGAUGAGCGGGAGAAGCCGUGCCGUAUCAUCAUCAUCGAUGACUCACUGUAUGAGGAAGAGGAGAACUUUAAUGUGUCCCUGAGCAUGCCUAUGGGGGGCCAAGUGGGGGCAAGCUUCCCCAGUGCCAAGGUGCUCAUCCUGGCAGACAGCAAUGAUGAGCCGUCCCUGUUUUUUGGGGAGAUGGAGUACACUGUGGAUGAGAGCGCAGGCCAUGUGGAGGUGAGGGUGUGGAGGACAGGAACAGACCUCUCCAAGACAGCCACAGUCACUGUGCGCUCACGGAAGAUGGAGCCUGUCUCAGCUGAAGCGGGUCUGGAUUAUGUUGGCAUCAGUCGUAACCUGGAUUUUGCACCUGGCGUGACCAUGCAGACAUUCCGCGUGACCAUCCUGGAUGACCUGGGUCGCCCUGAGCUUGAAGGCCCAGAGAAGUUUGAACUGGUGUUGCGCAUGCCUAUGAAUGCAGUCCUCGGAGAGCCCAGCAAGACCCUCAUCACCAUAAACGACACCAUUACUGAUCUUCCCAGAGUACAGUUUCGGGAGGCGGAGUAUAAUGUAGAUGAAGCUGAUGGUGAGGUGAGGGCAAUGGUGUACCGCAGUGGUGACAUUAGUCAGACAUCGACCGUCCGCUGCUACACCCGCCAAGGUUCUGCCCAGGUCAUGAUGGACUACAGCGAGCGACCCAACACUGACGCUUCCAUCAUUACUUUCCUGCCAGGGGAGAACGAGAAGCUAUGUGUAGUGGUGCUGGUGGAUGACUCUCUUCAUGAGGAUGAUGAAGAAUUCCGUUUGGUUCUGGGCACGCCCAGGAGCAAGUCGCCCUACGGAGCUGCAGUUGGAGAUCAAAAGGAAACUCUGGUCACGAUCACAGACAAGAAGGACAAGGCCAUCAUCAGAUUCUCUGAGACGAAGUACAGUGUGAAGGAGCCACAGGUUGCUGGUGAGAUUGCAGUGGUAAAGAUUCCUGUUCUCCGUCUGGGUGACACUUCCAAGGGUUCGGUGGUGAGAGUUCAUACCAAAGAUGGCUCUGCUACGUCAGGAAAAGACUACAACCCCCUGUCUCAAGAUGUGGAGUUUAAGGAAGGGGAGACAGAGCAUGUGGUUGAGGUUCAGGUUCUGUAUGAUGGGCAGAGGGAGAUCCGUGAGGCCUUCACAGUCCACCUGAAACCUGACGAGUACAUGGUGGCCGAGACACAGAUGAGCAAAGCCAUUGUGUACAUUGAAGAAAUGGAUAGUGUGGCUGAUGUCACCUUCCCGGCUGUGCCUCAGGUUGUGUCUCUGCUCACAUAUGAUGACACAGCUCGAGCCAGGGAACAUCCUCAUCCUCCUACUGGCUACCCAGUAGUGUGUGUGACGGCUUGCAACCCAAAAUACUCUGAAUUUGACAAGACUGGUUCCAUCUGCGCAGUGGAAAACAUCAAUGACACCCUGACUCAGUACCGGUGGCUCGUCAGCGCCCCCAGUGGGCCAGACGGUGUCACUAGCCCCAUGCGUGAGGUAGACACUAACACCUUCUUCACCAACACCAAGUCUAUCACACUGGACUCCAUCUACUUCCAGGCGGGCUCACGUGUUCAAUGUGCUGCACGGGCCUUCAAUGCCAAUGGUGAUGCUGGCCUGGAGCUCAGCUCCCCCAUCGUGGUCAUCAGCUCUGAGGAGGGACUUUGCCAGCCCCGUAUUCCUGGUACUGUUGGUGCUGAACCAUUCUCUGCAAAAGUCCGUUACACUGGCUCAGAUGAUCCUGAUUAUCCCAACCUUAUUAAACUCACUGUAACCAUGCCACAUAUGGAUGGAAUGCUGCCAGUCAUCUCCACACGUCCACUCUCCAACUUUGAGUUAACGCUGAGUCCAGAUGGCACACGUGCCGGAAACCACCGCUGCUCCAAUCUGCUGGACUUCAAUGAGAUCUACACAGGACAUGGUUUCAUCACGGAUGCCACAAAAAACCCAGAGAUCAUUGGCGAGACGGCACCAUACCAGUACAGUGUGGUGAUGCGCAGUGCCAACUCCUUGCGCUUCUACCGAAGCCUGAAUCUGGAGGCCUGUCUGUGGGAGUUUAGCAGCUACUAUGACAUGUCCGAACUGCUCAAUGAGUGCGGCGGAUCCAUCAGCACCGAUGGGCAGGUGCUGAAUCUGGUCCAGUCCUAUGUCACUCUCCGUGUGCCUCUCUUCGUGUCCUAUGUGUUCCACUCUCCUGUUGCUGUUGGUGGCUGGCAGCACUUUGACCUUCAGUCUGAGUUGCGACUUACUUUUGUGUAUGACACCGCCAUCUUAUGGCAGGACGGAAUUGGUAGCCCACCAGAGGCUGAAUUGCAAGGUGCUAUGUAUCCCACCAGCAUGAGGAUCAAUGAGGAAGGUCGACUGGUGGUCAACUUUAAGACAGAGGCACGCUUCAGGGGACAGUUUGUAAUGUCGCACCCAGGAAGCAGCCUGUCAUCCAUGGUGAUGUCGGCUGAUCAUCCUGGGCUCACAUUCACUCUCUUGCUGGUCCGAACUGAGCCCACACACAACCAGCCAACGCAGCAGUGGAAUUUUGUGUCUGACUUUGCUGUUAGAGACUACUCUGGUACUUACACAGUGAAGCUGAUUCCCUGUAGUGCCUCUCCACAUGGAGAGUUCAGUAUCCCACCCGUGUGCCAUCCCAGAGAGCCGCUCACCUUUGACAUAGACAUCCGCUUCCAGCAGGUAAGUGAUCCUGUGGCAGCAGAGUUCAGUCUGAACACUCAGAUGUUUCUGUUGUCUAAAAAAGAACUGUGGCUGUCAGAUGGCUCCAUGGGAUUUGGAGAAGGCACAGAUACUGCUUUUACUGAAGGCUCCAUGAUAUACGGCCGUGUAAUGGUGGAUCCCGUGCAGAACUUGGGAGAUUCAUUCUCCUGUAGCAUCGAAAAGGUUUUUCUGUGCACAGGCACAGAUGGAUAUGUGCCAAAGUAUAACCCUACUAAUAAGGAGUAUGGCUGUUUGGCUGACACCCCCUCAUUGCUCUACAGGUUCAAGAUCUUGGAUAAAGCCCAGCCUGAAACCCAGGCUAUAGCCUUUGGAGAUGUGCAGUUUGAUGCCACACUAGCACUGGACACUCCUGGAGCCUUUCCACUGAUUCAACAGCCUGGAUCAGAUGGGUUUACCCUAUCCUCAUCCCCACUCUUCCAGGUGGCUGCCGGUAGGGAAUGGUUCAUCCACACUAUAUACAUGGUGCGCUCCAGAGAGAAUGCUAACCGUGGCAUUGGCAAGAGAAGCCUGGAGUACCACCACAGCAUUUCCUCUGCCCUACCUGAGAAUGGUGCUAUGACCCGUCACCGCCGGGCAGUGCCCGACCCAGAGGCUUUGGACAUUGGUGUGGAAAACAACCGUGGUACAAAUAUCCAGCACAUUGCACUCGACCGUUCUGACCGGCUCAGGGUGAGCCAGCGCAAGCCAUGGGGCCAUGAAAUGUACCAGGAGCGCCCCUUGGUGGAGGGAAGCUUGGGUAAAGAGCCUGGCUAUGACUCUGCUCUGUCUGCCAGCAUGCCCACACUGCUGGGAGUGGCUGGACUGAUCCUCCUGAUGUGUUUGGUGGUGAUUUUAGUGGCUCUCUUGCUACGGUGGAAAAGAAAAGAGAAGGAGCAGCCACCUUACUCCACCUCUUCUUGCUCAGCCUACAGCAGCAGCAACAGCAGAGAGGCCAUGAGAAUGAGACAGAGUGGGGACAGUUCUGAGGUUUAGAUAUUGACACUGAGGCCUUCCCUGUUCACAUGUUCCAGCCUACCAUCAUUACAUCAUUAUGUUGUUGCCCUCCUCGGGAGCAAUACAAUUGAAAGAGAGGGUGUGUUAGCUUCAGAACAAUUAAAAACAUAGAAGAACGAGACUGGAAUAAUGUUAGUAUUCAGUCCUAUGUAAAGGUUAGGGUUAACCCUAAACCUAAUUCUAACCCAUCCCAUGUAAGGCUCAGUCACUGUGCCAGUGACAUUUUAAGUCAUCAAUACUUUUAACCUUAUCCCCAACAAGCACUGAGAACUUUCAUUAAUUCAACAGAAAAUCAGAAGAUUGAAACAGUGGAACAUUUUUAAUUUUAAAAAUUUGAAGGCUCAUAGUGCCAACAUGAUGAGCAAAUAUGUGCUUUACUGUUAAUUUACCAUGACCUAUUCAUUUAGAUUGGAUACUUUAAAUUCGUAUGUGCCUCUGCACUUUUUAUAAAAUGACACACAUAAAUCACAAAUUGUCAAUCUGCACAUCAAUUUCCUGGCAAAUGGCCAUUUUGAGACUUUUAUUAAAGAUGUAAAAUAAAAAAUUAUGCUCUUUUUAUAGUAAAAUUUAUAUUGCAUCCCUGUGCAUCAUAGGUCUGCAGUCCUUUAAUCUGAAUUAAGAAUUUGAUCCUGGUCAGGACUGAGAUUUGUUGUGAGAGAAAAAUAGGUUAAUUGUAGUAUCCUUCUUUUAAAUUUAAUCAAUAAACCUUUUUGAAUGUGUGUAGGAUAUAUUUUGUGAUAAAGAUAGAUGUAGGAAAGCUGGCUUGUUCAAUCAUUUAUAAAAUAAAUGUAUGUAUUUUUAUAUUCACGACACUGUUGUGUACAAGAGUGUACACCAGUUUUCCCAUGACAACAGACCAUUAUUAUGGUGCUAUGGAAAGAGAUGUUUAAUUUGAACAGUUUUAACAAAGUGCAUAAUUAUUCAGACUUUAAUAGUUUUUAUACAUUUUCAGGAUGUGUGAAUAUGUGGUUCAGGAUUACACAGAAUGUCUAGUGUGCUGGUGUGUAUGAUAAUUAUCAUAAGUAUGUAUGCAAAUACUUAUAUAUACACCAUCAAAUAGGACAAAGACAAUAGAAGGUAUUAUUACAUCCUGAUAUAACUUGAAAAGUUCUGAAACACAGGUCUUGGUUGUUACAUGAUUGUUACACGCUGUUAAUUUGUGUCUCAGAAAAUAUAAUUGGUUAAAAAUGUAACAAAGCCUCAUUUAAUGCUAAAUAAAUGUUCAUAUUAAGGUGCUCAU
This is a messenger RNA of Electrophorus electricus (electric eel), 10854 nucleotides long. RefSeq names its product Fras1 related extracellular matrix 3 (gene frem3). NCBI's taxonomy places the organism in Eukaryota, Metazoa, Chordata, Actinopteri, Gymnotiformes, Gymnotidae. Gene Ontology annotation, cellular component: membrane. The record is from RefSeq and is a predicted model, not a curated record. Gene Ontology annotation, biological process: anatomical structure morphogenesis; cell communication.